AUGCAGGGGGUGCACGCGGUGGGCGGCAGCGGCUCGCAACUUCCAGUCUCUCCAGCAGACCCGACCUUGCCGCAGCCCGGAGCCCAGGCGACCCAGACCCGAGGGUGGGCGCGGCAGAAGCGGGCCUCGGGCCUAGACAUCCUCUACGGGAAACGGGACCCUUGCUCCUUCCCGGCCAAGGCCGCCCGGGUCCUUCAGACGCCCUCACCUCCACCGGGCCCUCGGGGGUCUCUUCCCGAAAGGGCGCCCACCCGGCUCCGGCCCAGGGGCACCCGGGUACUCCUCUGGCUCCUGCUUCGCCUGGCGGCGCUCCGUUUUUUCUUUUCCUCCUUGUUUGCCCGCAGAUGA
Molecule: messenger RNA, 348 nt
Organism: Rangifer tarandus platyrhynchus (Svalbard reindeer)
Lineage: Eukaryota; Metazoa; Chordata; Mammalia; Artiodactyla; Cervidae
Source: the annotation of a GenBank genome assembly